AUGCGGGCAUUAAAAUGGUUGAGGAUAGUGCUGUUGAUCAACUACGCCGCCGGAGAGGGUCUACGGACGGCUCGGCAAGCCGGAUAUACUUACAACAUUCCCACAGUACCAUUUACCUUGCCUGCACCUAAUUACGGCCCACCGGCACCACCUCCUUCACCGCCAAGUUAUCCCUAUUCCACCCCAUUGCCACCAUCUUCUAGGCCGGAUUAUUCUUAUCCCGCACCAGCCCCUGCACAGCCGCGUUACUCAUAUUCUCCACCACCAGCACCUCCUCCGCCUCCUCCACCUCCACCAUCUCCCCCUCGCCCUUCUCCAACACCUACUUAUUUACCACCACCGCCGCAUCCGCCGCCGCCUCCACCACCACGACCACCGCCACCGUCACCUUCACCACCACCACCGCCGCCGCCUACUUAUUUACCGCCAUCGCCGCCGCCUCCACCACCACGACCACCGCCACCGCCACCUCCACCACCACCACCGCCGCCGCCUACUUAUUUACCGCCAUCGCCGCCGCCUCCACCACCACGACCACCGCCACCGCCUACUUAUUUACCGCCAUCGCCGCCGCCUCCACCGCCGCCUCCACCGCCACCGCCACCACCACCACCGCCACCGCCGCCUCCACCACCACCAACGCCUCCAACACCUACUUACUUACCGCCUUCGCCACCGUCACGGCCACCACCUCCGCCUCCUUUGCCUCCACCAGUGUCGCCAAUCUACUUGCCUGUCUCAAUAUCGCCUCCGUCAAUACGAGUUUCUACACCAGCGCCAACUUAUCUACCACCAUAUGGUCAGGAAAUCCAACAACUUUCUCAAGCACCCGUCACUUACGCAUCAAGCACCGCAUCUGCAAUGUCGUCCAAUGCGGUUAAAAUAAUUGGACCAGUCGGACCAACGGUGAAUAAUUACGGAGCAUCUAACGCAGCAUCGUUCGCAAGUUCUUCGGCUUCUAGUCCGACAUAUGACUACUCGACAGCGCGUCCCACGACUAUGGGAUACAAUUAUCCUACGCCAGCUCCUCCCGCCAGCUAUCCUGCCCCAGCUCCUCCACCUGGCUAUCCUGCUCCAGCUCCUCCACCUAGCUAUCCUGCUUCUGCUCCUCCGCCCAGUUAUCCUACGCCAGCUCCUCCACCUAGCUAUCCCGCUCCCGCUCCUCCACCCAGUUAUCCUGCCCCAGCUCCUCCACCCAGUUAUCCUGCACCAACUUCUACUCCGAUUUCAAAGUAUAGCUAUUCUCCCAUCUCUAGACCCAGUUAUUCUGCAUCCGCUCCUCCACGUAGUUAUCACGUAACACCACGCCCUGGUCCACGUUAUCUACCUCCAGUCUCUUAG
Molecule: messenger RNA, 1341 nt
Organism: Bombus terrestris (buff-tailed bumblebee)
Lineage: Eukaryota; Metazoa; Arthropoda; Insecta; Hymenoptera; Apidae
Product: vegetative cell wall protein gp1-like
Exons: 3
Coding region: 1-1341 (446 amino acids)
Source: RefSeq, a predicted model, not a curated record